Arthroderma uncinatum is the source of this 591-nucleotide messenger RNA. RefSeq lists its product as uncharacterized. The transcript is spliced from 2 exons. Gene Ontology annotation, biological process: DNA repair. Gene Ontology annotation, molecular function: catalytic activity. The record is from RefSeq and is a predicted model, not a curated record. Lineage: Eukaryota; Fungi; Ascomycota; Eurotiomycetes; Onygenales; Arthrodermataceae. The coding region runs from base 1 to 591 and encodes 196 amino acids.
AUGACGCGAAGCGACAAGGGAAAGGAAGCCAUAAAGGACCAGCAUCUCGCUCUCUCUACUAGACCAAAGCGGAAGCUCUCAUCAAUACCCGCUGCGCCAGCCAGCAAGAAACAAGCUACCCUCUCAUCCACUGCACAGAUCUCUAAACAGCCACCUGCAUCAUCACUCGCCUCUGCCCUGACAUCCGAAGACCCUGAGUUCCUGCGCAAACAGCUGGACCGCAUCUCAUCCCACCCGUCACUCACCCCUUACAGACGAGGAGUGUACCGUACCCUCCUCCCCGUGCCCAAUGGCCAGUGGACGACCUACGCAAUCCUGUCAGCCCAUCUCUCUUCGUCUGCCCGGGCUGUGGGUAACGCUAUGAAGACUAACCCGUUUGCUCCGGAGGUGUCCUGUCAUCGUGUGCUGGCCUCUGACCGCACGAUCGGCGGGUACAAGGGCAGCUGGGGCAACGGGGGAUUCUACACGGUGGAGAAGACGAAGCUGCUGCGCGGCGAGGGGGUGAGCUUUAAUGGAAAGGGGCGGGCAGGCGAGGAGAUCUUCAGCCAGUUCUUGGAUAUGGGUGAGGUCUUGGGUAAUAAGCCAUUAUAA